GCCCCCAGGCCCGCCCUGAGCAGGGCGCCGGGACGCGCCGCUCCGUCCCCCGCAGCCGGUCCUGGACUCCGCUUCCCCCGGGGCUUCCUUCCUCCAAACGGGGCCCUGCCAGGACGGGAGGAAAGGGGCUCCGGUUCUGGUUUUGUGACUUUGCCCAGUUCGAGCACUUAAAAGUUCCAGUAUGGCUGUAAACGGGUCCCUCUCUUUAGAACAGCUGAUGACAGCGCCCCUAACUUGCAGCAUUGGCAUCAACUAAAGUUAGAAUUCCCAGGAACUUGAACAGAGGCUUCCAAAUUCCCGGUAAUUGCCACUCUAGCAACUAACUCCAAAGAAGGAAGGAAAGAUUCCAGCAGUGCUUCCGCAUUCUCAUUCAAAACCUUCUUCCUGCUGAGUCUGCAGAUAGUAGACCAGAGACCCAGAGCUUCUGGCCCUACCGAUGGAAACUCAGGCUGAUUGCGUAUCUCAGGAACCUCAGCCCCUGCUUGAGAGUGCUCUUCCUUCCUCAAAAGUUCCUGCGUAUUCUGACAAGGACAGCCUGGGGGAUGAGAUGUUGGCAGCUGCACUGCUAAAGGCCAAGUCCCAGGAGCUGGUGACAUUUGAGGAUGUAGCUGUGUACUUCAUCCGAAAGGAGUGGAAGCGUUUGGAGCCUGCUCAGAGGGACCUCUAUAGGGAUGUGAUGCUGGAGAAUUAUGGAAAUGUGUUCUCGCUGGAUGGUGAGACCAGAACUGAGCACGAUCAAGAAAUUUCUGAAGAUACAGGAUCACAUGGGGUGCUGUUGGGAAGAUUCCAAAAGGAUAUUUCUCAGGGUCUUAAGUUUGAAGAAGCCUAUGAACAAAAAGUCAGUCUAAAGAGGCAAAUGGGGAACUCCUCUGGAGAAAGAUUGAAUAGGAAGAUAGAAGAUUUUGGUCAAGUGACAGUUGAGGAAAAGCUAAGCCCUGCAGGAGAGAGAAGUGAGAAAUAUAAUGAUUUUGGGAACAGCUUCACUGUGAGUCCUAACCUCAUUUCGCAUCAGAGACUUCCUAUGGGAGACAGACCCCAUAAGUGUGAUGAAUGUAGCAAGAGCUUUAAUAGAACUUCAGACCUUAUUCAACAUCAGAGAAUCCACACGGGGGAGAAACCCUACGAAUGUAGUGAGUGUGGGAAGGCCUUCAGCCAGAGCUCACACCUUAUUCAGCAUCAGAGAAUCCACACCGGAGAGAAACCUUACGAAUGUAAUGAUUGUGGGAAGACCUUUAGUUGUAGCUCUGCCCUCAUUCUGCAUCGGAGGAUCCAUACCGGGGAGAAGCCCUAUGAAUGUAACGAAUGCGGGAAAACCUUUAGCUGGAGCUCUACCCUCACUCAUCAUCAGAGAAUCCACACUGGAGAGAAACCGUAUGCUUGCAAUGAAUGCGGGAAGGCUUUUAGCAGGAGCUCCACCCUCAUCCAUCACCAGAGAAUCCACACUGGAGAGAAGCCCUAUGAAUGUAACGAGUGUGGGAAGGCCUUCAGCCAGAGCUCACACCUCUAUCAGCACCAGAGAAUCCACACUGGAGAGAAGCCCUAUGAAUGUAUGGAAUGUGGAGGAAAGUUUACCUAUAGUUCAGGCCUUAUUCAGCAUCAAAGAAUCCACACAGGGGAGAAUCCCUAUGAAUGUAGUGAGUGUGGGAAAGCCUUUAGGUAUAGCUCAGCCCUUGUUCGCCAUCAGAGAAUUCACACUGGAGAGAAGCCUUUGAAUGUGAUGGGAAUGAGCAAAAAUUCUCUCAGAGUUACUGCUGAAUUAAAUAUCCGAGAGUCUACAUGAAAGACAGCCACACACCUGUUUUCCUCACUUCCUCUGAGUCUAAAGAGCUCCUGCCUUACUAUAUGAGUAUGAAUAACUUAGAAUGUAUCCCUUCCGACUCAACCCUUUCACUUUAGAGAAUGGGGCAAAUUGGGCAAAUCCUCCUGGCACAGUGAUGAAGCUACCUAGUCUGUUUCCCCAAGAAUGACACCAGGUGGCGAGCGGCAGGUUAAGUGCUGCGAAUGAGAGGGAGGCUCUGGGACUUAUCACCUUCCAUUCUGGAAGGGAGUUUGCACUAGACCAUUUCUUUCACACCAGAGGAGCCUUUCUUUCCAAGGUGGGGAAUGGAAGCACAGUAGGAAUAAAAUUCCAAGGAUUCCUGUAGUCGGAGUCAGUAUAGUCAGCACAGAAGGCAGUGGAAAGAAUGUUCUGAGUCCUAUUUGAUAAGAAGGGGAAAUGGAGGCUGUAUUUCAAAGCCACUGUUCCUAAUCCAGCUUUAAGUUUUGAUAAGGAAUGUGCUAUUUUUUUGUUGUCUCAUGACUUCAUUAAUUAUGGAAAAACUUGGUGCUGAGGGAUGUGUUAUUUUAUUGGGGGGGGGGGAACCCCAAGAGGUUUUCUGUGGUAACUAUUUUGCAGGGCUCUUGGAGCAGCAAGCCCAGGUUUCCAAGAGCAGCAAGGCAGGCAGUUUUGUUGGAGAACUCCUUGUACUUCCCCCCUGUGAUAGAUAUGGCUGCGAAAUCCAUCUGAAUACCAGUAAGUCUAACAGAGAGGAGCAGAAGCGUUUGGCAUUGGCCUGGUUUCCCUCCUGCUCUCUCCCUGUUCCUCUCCCCACUCCUGUGUUGGAAAGCGAUUUAAUCCAAACCCCCAGUUACUAGGAAUGCUUUUAUGGAGCUCACUCAGCCAGCUUGCCCUGCCCUCUGUCCCCUGUGACCUAUGACACCUGGCCCCAGCAGCCAGAUCCCUCCUGACCCCACUUCUGACUUCAGCAGCCAAGUAUGAAUGCAAAGAAAAAGCAAAGCCCAGAGAAGGGAGUCUCUGGCCUGACGGCCGCGUUGCUGGGUUAGGAUGGAGCUCCCGAGUUUCCCAGCUGAAGGGAUGAUCUUUGGUUCUGUCUUCCCAAUCCUGCUCAUCCUGUAGCAUAAAUGAAGUGCACUAUUAAACAGAAUAGUUUCUUAGAAGGAGAGAUUGAGUGUGUUUUUGUGCAGGAGCACAAAUUUAUUUCAGUUAAAAUAGGAAACAGUGACUAUAAAUGGAAUCUUUAAAGAUGAAUCUUUAAAAUUUUUUACAGACAACUAUUUUUCUUUCAGUCACAAACACAUGACCUCUUUAUCUCAAGACUCCAGGUACUGCCACAGACUCCCAUUUACACAGCUGCUCCCAUCUCAUACCCACACGUCGGAUUUUGUGUGCCGUGUGCUCUUAAGACCAGCAACCAAAACUGGAAAGGUGUUACCGGGUGUGGGGCCCCUGACAAGUGUGUACAUUGUUGGGUAGCAAUGGGCAUAUGUAGACUUCUUGUUUGGGCGCUUGGUGGGAGGGUGUUCCAGUCACAAGAAGGAAGGUUGAAAUGAAAGUCUUCUGCAAAAGAUGAGGAAGUGUCUGGAACUGGCCUCUAAAAAACUUGGGAGCACAUAUUGUGAUCACCUAAUAUAUUUUUAAUUUCUUAAAGCUAUAAUGAAACUCA
Herpailurus yagouaroundi (jaguarundi) is the source of this 3443-nucleotide messenger RNA. It is a transcript of the gene ZNF3, whose product is annotated as zinc finger protein 3. Gene Ontology annotation, biological process: regulation of cytokine production; negative regulation of transcription by RNA polymerase II; regulation of immune system process. The coding region runs from base 437 to 1780 and encodes 447 amino acids. The record is from RefSeq and is a predicted model, not a curated record. Gene Ontology annotation, cellular component: nucleoplasm. Lineage: Eukaryota; Metazoa; Chordata; Mammalia; Carnivora; Felidae. The transcript has 6 exons. Gene Ontology annotation, molecular function: DNA-binding transcription repressor activity, RNA polymerase II-specific; RNA polymerase II cis-regulatory region sequence-specific DNA binding.